Messenger RNA from Toxotes jaculatrix (banded archerfish), 2726 nucleotides. RefSeq names its product protein phosphatase 1, regulatory subunit 15B (gene ppp1r15b). Lineage: Eukaryota; Metazoa; Chordata; Actinopteri; Toxotidae. The record is from RefSeq and is a predicted model, not a curated record. Gene Ontology annotation, cellular component: protein phosphatase type 1 complex; endoplasmic reticulum. Gene Ontology annotation, molecular function: protein phosphatase regulator activity. Bases 262 to 1989 code for a protein of 575 amino acids. The transcript is spliced from 3 exons. Gene Ontology annotation, biological process: response to endoplasmic reticulum stress.
AUUCACCUCUACUACAACAACGACGAUAACACACGACUGAGAAACAUGGAGAAAAUACAUGAGAACAUUUGACGAAGGAGAUCGAAAAAUGGCACAGACUUGCCGGAAAAUGAAGCGACAGCACAUCGACGCAAAUCUGUCACCGACAAAUACGCGAAAUCUGUUGGUUUUCGACGAGGAAUACCAGAAUACGUGAGGAUUUUUCUUAACAAUACCGCCACAGUCUCAGAAGAGGAGGAGAGGAAAGAAGUAAAAAAAAAAAUGGCUACGACUGUUGGUGCCGAUAAGGGUUCUGAUCGAACAGCGAUGGAGAGGUUCGGUAGCGGAGGGAUGGCGCUUCUGCCUUGGACCAAACAGAUGCUCACCGUGAUGUGGGAACAGCUUCGGCUGCUGGUUCAGGUCAUUUACUACACCUUCAUGUCAGUUUUCCAGAUGUUCAGGUUUGAGGUCCACGUGAGAAUCACAGACGAGACAGGUCAGCACAUCCAGCACAUGAGCACGGCGACAAACCCAACUGAAUCCUUCCUGUUCUCCUCGUUGUUUGACGGAGACAACGGAGUCAUGGUCGGCGGUUCAAAUCCCCUAUCUAACUUCUGUGCUGAUGUUGGUGAUCCCUUCACUGGGAAAUCCACUGCUGAGGCCCUGCUGUCCAGUCUGCGUGCUGACGACCUCUGCUGCGGACUAGUGGACGACUUUGUGUCUAGAACGGCUGGGAAAGAAGAGGGCAUCUUUCUCGGACACCAGUCCACCUGGAAAAUGGGCUUCCCUGGUGACUGGAACAUCUUUGUGUCGAACAGCGACGGCUCUGGUUCAAGCGAGGCCUGCCACAGAAGUGAGAAAGCCUUCAAACAGGAUAUUUCAAAGGAGAAAGUUUUCAAACAGGACACCUCAGAAGAGGAGAGAAGCUCUCACUGGAGUAGUGAGGAAGACCAGAACGCAGUAGAAUUUGACAGUGAGGAAAGUAAGGCGCUGUGGGAGUCUCUGUCAAAAUCUAGUGAUCCUUACAACCCCUUCUUUUUCUCUGCGUGUAUUUCAACAAACACAAACAUGGGGAAAAGUAAAAGCGAAGCAACAGACAGCAGUGAUACUGACCGUAUGUCAGUGAGCAAGGCCAGCGGGGAGAUGUUGGGUUCUCGAGCCCUGAAGAUCUGGGUCAGUCGCUCUGACAGCGAGAGCAGUUGGGCCAGUUCGGACAGUUCGAGUCCCGACAUUGACAAGGAGGAGAGCGAGAGGCUUUGGGAUUUCUUCAGCAGUCCUGCAGACCCCUACAAUCCCAUGUGCUUUAGUGCAUGCACAGUCAGCAGCGUGUCUCCUCAAACCACCACCACCACAGUCUCUAAAGAACAGGCCUCAAUUCGUGCACCUCACUCCAAGUCAAACACAGACACUGAGGAGAAGGAGCGCAGCUGUCCUCCAUCUGAGGACGAUGAAGAAGAGCACCUGUGGCGAUCUCUCUGCCAGAAGGAUGACCCAUUCCACCCACUCAACUUUCAGGCCUGCCUCCAGAGCUCCCCAAAACCAGCACUCCAGUCUGAGAAAGAUCCGGAUGCCCGUGAUGUUCACCACACGAAAAAUCCACCCACGAAGGGCAAGAAAUGUGAAAAAGAGGCAAAAACACCCCGAAAAUCCAGAGCCACCAAGCCCUCACUGCCAGAGAGGCGCCUAAAGCGUCAUUCCCAUCCAGACAAAACACUGGUGCCCUGGAGAAGACCUGGACAGACACCUCAGACACCUCCAGGGGAGACAAAGGAAAGCAAGACCAGCACCACCCAGAAAAAGGUGCGAUUUUCUCCUCUUGUCCAAGUCCACGUCAUGCGGACAUGGCCAUUCGCUCGACAGGCGUCUCGUAAAGGACACUGGGAAGAAAUGGCACGAGACCGGGACCGCUUCCGGAGGCGGAUCCGGGAAACGGAGCAGGCCAUCGCCCACUGCUUCACCCAGCCCCACAGAGAGAAGAUGCGGGCGUACCUGGAUGGUGCCUUGAAAUAAAUGAAAGUCCUGAACACUGAAUGUUUUAUUUCCUUUUUUGGAUGAGAACUUGUGAUUGGUUGCAAUGCAACAGUGAUUUUGAUUUAGGCCAAUUAGAAAUUUGAUGUUAGGCCAACUUUAAUGUUCGGUGUCAAGUUGAACAACCUUGUACCUCAGAAGGUUUUAUACAUUGUGUGACUGUUGCACUGAUUGACACUUUUCUCUUAUUAACCUCAGCAUUAAUGUGUGGAAUGUUGUUUUGUAUGCCUUAUAUACUGACCUAGUAAUGUAACUUAUUUAUGCCCUAUGGAGCUUGUUGUUUAUUUUUUACAGUUGGUUUUAAAUGUUUGUGUUUUUAUAUGUGUGAACAGACCACAGUGGUGAAUCUAGCAGGUACAAUUAGAUAAUGAUGAUAUCAUUAAAAGCAGAGCUCUACAGUACAAAGUGUUUUGAAAAGUUUUAUUUAAGCAUGAUGGAUACAUAUCAUAGAAGUCCUGGUGCAGUUCUUGUCUUAUUGUUCGAAUAUUUUACUUGUUGAUAUUUAAGUUUUUGCCUCGUAUUUUCUUAUAUGGUGGCACAUGAUUGCGAUGAGUGUGAAGAUGGAUCUCUUUAUGAUUAUACUGACUGAAAAGAUUCAAACACUUUGUCCUGUCUAACUUUGUCAUGGUAACAUCAGGCAGCUGAGAAUAUGUCCAAAAUCAUCUGUAGCAAAUUUGUCAGUAGGUGCUUUGUCAAAUCAAUAAAAAAUUGUCAUGCUA